Messenger RNA from Phascolarctos cinereus (koala), 2179 nucleotides. It is a transcript of the gene FPGT, whose product is annotated as fucose-1-phosphate guanylyltransferase. Lineage: Eukaryota; Metazoa; Chordata; Mammalia; Diprotodontia; Phascolarctidae. The record is from RefSeq and is a predicted model, not a curated record. Gene Ontology annotation, molecular function: transferase activity, transferring phosphorus-containing groups.
CGCUUCCGUGGUUGCUAUGGACACCCGCCCUGAGUCUGCGCAUGACCUCUGGCGGGGGUCAAGGAGGGGCGGGGCUUCGAAGACGGCGAAUCGCGAAAGCGGGGCAUCGCGCGAGGGGCGUGACCGGCCAAUAAAAGCCGCGCAAGCGUGCUGCUCCGGCAGCCCCGCCUCGUUCCACCUCCCCAGCGGCGUGACGAUCAUGGCGGCUGCGGAGGCCGGGCCCGGCACGGUGCUGCGCGAAGCCACCCAGCGCAAGCUGAGGAAGUUCGAGCAGCUGAGAGGCCGAGUUGUGAACGUCGGAGAAUUCUGGGAUGUGGUUGUGAUAACAGCGGCCGAUGAGAAGCAAGAGCUGGCUUAUAAGCAGCAGCUGUCCAGGAAGCUCCAGCAGAAGGAGCUCCCCCUGGGUGUCCACUACCAUGUGUUUGCCGACCCUGCUGGAGCCAAGAUCGGAAAUGGAGGAUCAACACUUUGUGUCCUUCAGUGUUUGGAAGAAAUAUAUGGUGAUAGAUGGAAUUGUUUUACCAUCCUGUUAAUUCACUCUGGUGGCUACAGUCAACGGCUACCCAACGCAAGUGCCCUGGGAAAAAUUUUCACAGCUCUGCCUCUUGGUUACCCAAUUUAUCAAAUGCUGGAAUUAAAACUGGCCAUGUACAUUGAUUUCCCCUCUCGUAUGAGUCCUGGAGUUCUGAUCACCUGCGCAGAUGAUAUAGAGCUUUAUAGUGUUGGAGACGUCGAUUGUCUGAGGUUUGAUAAGCCAGGCUUUACUGCUUUGGCUCAUCCUUCUGACUUGAUGAUAGGGACAACUCAUGGGGUGUUUGUGUUAGAACCUUCAGGUGGCUCAGAAUGUGGAGACCUGGAGUAUAGGACUUGCUACCGUUUCCUGCACAAACCCAGCUUAGAAGAGAUGUAUCAGGCCGGUGCUGUAGGCAAAAAGGGAACCCUCUCCUCAAAGAACUUGGCUGUAGGGGACCUCAGUACUCCUAACUUGCACUCAGACUUUGUCUACACAGAUAGUCUAUUCUACAUGGACCAUAAUUCAGCCCAAAAGUUACUAGCCUUUUAUCAGCAACUCGGGGCCCUAACCUGUGAAAUUGAUGCCUACGGAGACUUCCUGCAGGCCCUGGGCCCGGGAGCAACUGUGGAGUAUACGAAAAACAUGGCCAAUGUCACCAGAGAAAAGUCGGAGUUGGUCGAAAUGAGAGAGAAGAUCUUCCAUCUUCUCAAAGGGACACCACUCAACAUUGUUGCUCUUAACAACUCCAAAUUCUAUCACAUUGGCACGACUCAAGAGUAUUUAUACCAUUUCACCUCAGAUAGCACGCUGAAAUCUGAGCUUGGCUUACUGUCCAAAGCUGUUAGCAUCUUUCCAGGGGGUUCAGAAUGUUGCCGUGAAGCCCCCUGUGUCAUUCAAAGCAUAAUAGAAUCAGGGGCUUCUGUGGGCCUGGGCUCCGUGGUGGAGUACUCCUGGUUAGGACCUGAUGUCGCGGUUGGAGCCAACAGCAUCAUCAGCGGCUGUCACGUCCUCACUAAAGCUGCCCUCCCCCCCAAUUCUUUCCUGUGUGCUCUUAGCCUGCGGGCAAAUGGACACUUAAUGUACGCCACGAUGGCAUAUGGCGUGGAAGACGACUUGAAACGGAAUGUGAAGGUGCUGUCAGACAUCCAUUCCCUUCAGUUUUCUGGACUGGGGUUCCUGGCCUGCUUAGAUCUUUGGGGCUUGAAAGUGACAGAAGGCCUGUUCUCUAGCAGUAGAACCAGCCUCAGUUUAUGGAAUGCCCGGAUCUUCCCCAUGUGCCCAAGCUUGAGUGAAUCAGUGACGGCCUCCCUUAGGCUGCUGGCUGCUGUGAAGCAUGAGUCACCAUUCCAUCUGACCAGCUACAAGCUCCUGUCCAUUGCAGAAAUGCUCCUCUACAAAGACGUGGGGGACAUGAUGAGAUGGAGGGAGCGCAUUGCUCAGGAAAUCCAUUUACGGGGGUGCCAGGCAGAUGUGUCACAGUAGGUUUGUGGGGUGUUUUCCUCGCAUUCAGUUUGAGCAGCCUUGCUGUCAAGGUUGCAGAGCCCAAGAACCCUGGCUCUUUUUUCUUUGUUUCGCUGAAGUAGAAAUAAUGAAAUUGCAUUAGCAGUGUUAUUGUAGCAUAACAUUAAUAAUGCAAAAAUACAAAUAAACCAUUCUUUUGAUGAA